This is a messenger RNA of Mesocricetus auratus (golden hamster), 252 nucleotides long. Its product is annotated as ovomucoid-like. The record is from RefSeq and is a predicted model, not a curated record. Gene Ontology annotation, molecular function: serine-type endopeptidase inhibitor activity; protein binding. NCBI's taxonomy places the organism in Eukaryota, Metazoa, Chordata, Mammalia, Rodentia, Cricetidae. The transcript has 4 exons. Bases 1 to 252 code for a protein of 83 amino acids.
AUGUUGGCCUUCUCAAGAGUGAUAUACAUCACCUUGCUUUUUCUUCUUUAUUCUGAUUGUGCCUUUAUAAGAUCAAUAUUUUCCAGGAAACCAAACAUGUGUUCUAAGUAUGAUUCUAAAGGGUAUUGUACCAAAGAGUAUUAUCCAGUCUGUGCAAGCGAUGGCGAAACUUACGGCAACAGAUGCACUUUCUGUAUUGCACACAGAAAAAGCGGUGGUUCCAUUACAUUUAUACGUAAUGGUGAAUGCUGA